Messenger RNA from Drosophila santomea, 784 nucleotides. RefSeq names its product thyroid transcription factor 1-associated protein 26. The transcript is spliced from 2 exons. The coding region runs from base 61 to 417 and encodes 118 amino acids. NCBI's taxonomy places the organism in Eukaryota, Metazoa, Arthropoda, Insecta, Diptera, Drosophilidae. The record is from RefSeq and is a predicted model, not a curated record.
UGCGUGCAGACAUCGAUAAAUCGAUUAGUUCGCUGCUUAAAAAUUAAUAAAAACACAAAAAUGAAACCGAGAUCACAGAAAGGUCAAGGAAAACCCAAUGGAAAACCAAACAAAGGCCCUGGCAAGGUGGCCCACAACCAAAAGCCCUACUUCAAGAGCAAAAACAACCAAAAGGCCAAAGGGGAAAAGCCAAAUAAACCGGAGAUUCGGAAUAUGAAACGCAAGGAAAAGGCUGCCCAGGAGGCUGCGGAGCGGGAGAAAGUCCGGGCGGAGCGGGACGCCCAGGUGAAGGCCUAUAAAAAGAAGCGCCUGGAGAAAACCAAGGCCAUCAGCAAAAGGACCCAAAAAGGACAGCCCUUGAUGAAGGAUCGCAUGCAGCUCCUGCUGAAGCAGAUCGAGGAGAUGAAGCGCAACUAAGUGAGUCGCAGGACCUUCCUGCUACACUAGGAACACUUCCUCAGCCUUAGAAUCAGUUGCUCAUUUACACAUGUGGUGUACACAAAAACGUUUACUUUUAGAGUAGGUUUACUUUAAUUUUUAAUUACAAUAAAUUGUUUUUCACGACCAUGUUCUUUUGAAAAAUGUUUUGUAACCAUGUUUAAAUAUUGGUCUUCCAAUGUAUUCUUUAUUUAUAUAUUCUAAGUACUUAAAAUCCGAUUUUGUAGUAUAUGUUUUCUCUCUUACUGAUUUGUGUGCAUUUAUUCUUAUUUUGAAUUUUGAAAACUCAUUGAGUGUAUACGACUUUAUAUAUUUCAAGACAAUAAUACACUUUAUUUAAAACAAA